Molecule: messenger RNA, 1791 nt
Organism: Nerophis lumbriciformis (worm pipefish)
Lineage: Eukaryota; Metazoa; Chordata; Actinopteri; Syngnathiformes; Syngnathidae
Source: RefSeq, a predicted model, not a curated record
AUGGAAGACAGUAGUAAUAGCCCUGUGGUUGAAGCAACACCGCCAAAUGGGGGUGAUGCCGGUGACCUCCCUACUGACUCCAGAGAUGAAGUCAGCAAUGCAGGAGAAAGUGAGGUGGCCCCGGAUUCCAACAUUUACAGCUACAUUAAAGAAGACCUUUUUACAUCUGAGAUAUUCAAGGUGGAAAUCCGAAAUCUGCCCAAAUUCAUCGGCUUCAACGACCUGAAAAAGUUCCUGGCCAGGCACGGCCUCAACCCGCACAAGGUCAAGCUGUUUGGCAGACAGACCUUUGCUUUUGUCACCUUUAAGAAUGAGGAAGAACGUGACAAGGCCAUGAAGAUGGUACAUGGCAUGCAAUGGAAGGGCCAAGUGCUAAGUGUCAGACUAGCCAAGCCUAAAGCGGAUCCCAUUCAGAGGAAGAGGAAGCAGGAGGAGGGAGAAAGUGGAGAAGGGCAACCUCCUUCCAAGCGAGCAGAAGGUGACGAGCAGGAGGAACCGCUGAGUGUCCAGAUCGCCAAUGUCGUGACACCCUUGUGGAAGGUUCCCUAUGAGGAGCAGCUGAGGAGGAAGGAGCAAGAUGUGGUAGCGGUUCUGCAGAGACUGGCCAAAGAGAUUGCCAGCACCAAUAAAGCCAUGCUGCCCCGGCUGUUUGAUAUAAAAGGGAAACACAACCGAAUGUGCUGUCCCAUGGAAGCUAUUCGUCCAUCCCCUACACAGACGGAUUACAGAAACAAGUGCGAGUUCCUCAUCUCUAUGGGCGCGGAUGGGGAGGAUAAGACUGUCGGAUUCCGCUUGGGGAAAUAUAAAGGAGGCUCUUGUGCUGUGGUGGGACCAGCGGAGGCAUGCCAUGUCUCUGCCGAGGCCAAAAAAGUUGUCCAACAAUUUCAAAAAUUCAUCAGGUCAACACCUUAUGCCGUAUACAGUCCUGAAACAUAUGAAGGCCACUGGAAGCAGCUGACUGUUAGGACCACCAGGACCAAGCAAGCUAUGGCUAUAAUAUUCUUCAACCCGCAGAAACUUGAAGAAUCAGAACUCGAUGCCUUAAAGAGCUCCAUGAAGAAGUACUUUUCAGAGGGAGAGGGCAAAGACAGCGGCAUCACAUCGCUAUACUUUGUCAGAGAUGGCCAAAGAAAAUCUCCUAACAUUGAAGACUUGCCCUGUGAAUUGGUAGCUGGAGAUGCGUGCAUCCAUGAGGAACUUCUUGGUUUAGAAUUCAGAAUAUCUCCUCAUUCAUUUUUUCAGAUAAAUACUGCAGGGGCAGAGGUUCUGUACUCUACAGUAGGUGAAUGGGCCCAACUGAAUGAGGACAGCACAGUUCUAGAUGUGUGUUGUGGGACAGGGACUAUUGGCAUUUCUCUGGCUAAGAGGGUCAAGAAAGUAAUUGGUAUUGAACUUUGCCAAGAGGCAGUGAAGGAUGCUGAAGCUAAUGCAAAACUUAAUGGGUUGAGCAAUGUCGAAUUUCACUGUGGAAAAGCUGAAGAUUUGUUCCCCAAUAUUCUCAAUGCACUUGUUUCGCCCAACAUCACGGCCAUUGUGGAUCCACCAAGGGCAGGCUUACAUUCCAAGGUGAUACUUGCCAUCAGGAGAACAGAGCAUCUAAAGAGGCUGAUUUACGUGGCGUGCAAUGCCAAGGCAGCCAUGAACAACUUCAUUGACCUGUGCAGAGCACCCUCCAACAGAGUUCACGGGGCGCCAUUCCAGCCUGUGCGAGCCAUGGCUGUGGAUUUGUUUCCCCAGACGGCACACUUUGAGAUGGUUCUGCUCUUUGAGAGAGUGAACUACAGCUCGUAG